AUGGCGUCUUUCCUCUUUGAUGACAUCGGCUCAAUGAUACAGAACGAGGCCAUAGAGAGAAUCAUCUCAUCGAUGACUGUGAAGCUUUGCCAUCUGCUCAUCUCCUUGGAGAGGGGUGAUGUAAAGAAUGAAGCGUUUGCCUCUUUGGGGAAGACAGCAGAGGACCUGGCUGAAGCCAGUGAAGAGUUUGUGCAAGUUGCCAAAAGGUUGGCAGGAGAGUCCCAGGAGAAGAGCCUCCAGGAGGAAAUAAAGCCUGUGCUCGAGUCUCUGAUCCUGUCUGGGAGGAACAUCACCCUGGUGGCUCAGAAACUCCAUUUGCAGCCAGAAGGUCGGUGUCACCAGGAGGAGCUGGUGACCACAGCUCAGCAGAUGCUGGUGGACACCACAAAGGUCCUGCUCCUCGAAGACGCAGUGAUCGCAAGGCAGACGGUGCGAGCGGCCGGCAGGUGCCUGGACUGCCUGGACGCGCUGGAGGCGGUGGAGGACGUGCCCUCGCUGCGAGGCCGCUGGGCGGAGCUGGCGGCGGCGCUGCAGCACCUGGGUGGACUGGAGGCGCGUGGACGGGAGGAGAGCCUGGGCCCCACAGGUCGCCUGCUUCGGAGCUGCGUCCCCGCGCUGCUCGCGACCGCCCGCGGCCACCUCCGGCAUCCGCGGGACCCACAGCUGGCCGCGUCCCGGAGCCGCGUCUUCGCGGCCACCAGGAAGACCCUGGGAGAGCUGCUGGGGCGGCUGGAGCCCGGCGUCGCGGGCCCCGCGGCCGGCACCGGAGUAGGCGCGCUCUCCUGGCGCCUGGGUCAGCUGCGCGAGCUGCUGGCGGAGCCCGAGCGCCUGCGAGACGGCCUGCUGGACUCGCCACUGGCCGCCGUGGUCGCGCACUGCAUGCGCCUGGCCGCCUGCUCCGCGCCACCCGAGAGACUGCGCCUGGUGGCCCGCUGCGGCCGGCUGCUGGAGCUGCGGAGCGUCGGGACCGCUCGGAGCGGCCCCGAGAGACCGGAGACCGCCGAGCAGUGCGCGGAGCUUCGGGCCGCCACCGCCGCCCUCUCCCAGGGAGUGCGCGCGGCGCUCCUGCGCCAGAUCCUGGACACGUUCACAGACACUCACAGCCCUCUUCAAAGGCUGGUCCACGCCGCCGUGGCGACUUCCGCAGCUAGGUGGCCGAGCGCGGGCGGGGACUUGUGGAAGGGCCUUCAGCGUUUCCGGGCGGCCUUCCAUGAGCGGGCCACGCAGAUGCUCCAGGUGGCCCACUUGGUCUUAAUGUGCUGGUCCCGGAGGCAAACUGGCAGAGACCUGGAGGCCGCGAUGGCAGACCUGGGCGGCCUGGUGGCUAGAGUGCACCGGCUUUUCUCUGGAGGCCCCGCAGGGUCUGAUGCGGACAGGAGCCCUGCGGCCCUGAGGGCCCUGCUUCAGGCCUGGGCCAAGGCCAGCGAACGCCUGGUGGCUUGUUUUGAUGAUGUUCUCAACAUCCCUGAAUUCCUGAGCGUGUCCAUUCAGGAAAUGAUCAAGCACUUGGACUUCCUUACGUGGGCUUUGAGGAGUGGAGAUUCCACAGGGUUUUCCAGGCCUAUGAUGUAUUUACAGGGUAGAGCCACACACAUAGUGCAGGUGAUGAGCAGGUAUGUGGGCCAAGACCCAGAUCCUAUUUUCCGUAAUGGCCUGCGAGUUUUGAUCUGGCAGCUGGAACAGUCUUCCUUGGUCCUGGGUGCAGCUGCCCAGCACAGGACCAGCGGGUGCAGCCCUGAGGACCGAGAUGUGUUUCUAACCCUGGCGAAACAGCUGGUCUCUUCAGCUCAGCAAGUCCUAGAUGGGCUGGAUGGAACCAACCACCCACCUAUCCUCAGUCCUCUUCGAGACCACGUCCAAAGAUUUGACAUUGGUAAGGGACAGCCCCAUAUCCCUCUCCCAAGCCUCCAGGACUCCACACCUCCUGAGUGGAAACACCAAAGGGUGCCUGCGUUGGGGGAAAGUGACCCAGCCACACCCUGUCCACCAGCGGACUGUCCUUCUCGCUCUUUGAGUUCUGACACUUUUCCGCAGAGGAGGUCUGCUCCUCUCCUCCCCACUAGCAAACUCAGUCCUGCGGCAGAGAGCCGAGGCCAUCAGGCAGUGGCCUCAGCUUGCACCCAAGUGCUGCAGCAGGGUGCAGCCCCAGAGGCAGCUCAAGAGGCUGGGGGGGCACCACUGGGGUCAGAAAGGAUGACAAAACUCCAAGAGCUCCCAACACUGCCACCUUCUAUGAUUGACCUAGCAAAGGAGACAGCCCCUUACACAACUGCUGGAGGUGCUAGCUUUCUGGAGUCUGCUCCUCGACUGUCUGGGAGGACCAGGGAAAGCAGGCCGGGUCGGGUAGCCAUGGCUGGUGACUGGUAUCCUCUGUGUCAGCAACUCUUUUGCCAUAACCCAAAACCUGAUCUACCAGGGAGCAUGGCAGUGUUCACAGAGCUUCAGCAGAAUUUAGCCUCAAUGGUUCAACUAGCAGCUAAAAGUGGGCCCAUGGAUUUGGAUAAGAAGGACCUUGACUCCAUGGGGCAUCCAGAUGUGCUAUUACAAAUGCAAGACAGAUUGGAGGAGGCAGAGAUCCAUGCUAAACAGCUGUUGGACACGGUUCUGGCCUCCAGUGGUCUCCAAGCUCCCACAUCAUGGGAAAAGAACAUUGAGAAUGGAUGCCUUCUGUGGUCAGUGGCAGUCCAAGACCUGAUCCAGAACAUAGAGAGGCUAAGUAGGAGACAAAGCCUGUUUCUACUGCCCCUGCAACAAGCAGUAAAGAAUCAGCAGGGAUUGCAGGAAGGGUUGGAUCAGGCAGCAGAUGUUUGCCAAAGGCUGCAGGAGGCUGCCAGGCUGUCCAGCCUUCUGUGUGGGGAUGAGCAAGUAAAGGAUGAGAUCUCAUUUCUGUGCACAGAAGUUCAUGUACUCAGAGAUGCUCUGCUGGACUUGGCAGGGAUCCUAGGCUCCUCCCCCAAACCAUCUCCCAGUCUGUCCACACGCUUUCGACUUCUCUGCUUAGAACUCACCCUCCGAGUCAAGACCCUGACUGGUCACCUCAGCAGCAUCAAUGCAGAGUACGAACGUGCCUUUCAAGAUGCUGUUUGUCCAAGGACAGAGAGUUCCCUGGAAAGAGUGAUCUCUGGUAUCCAAGCUGUACAGGGAAUUGUAGUGAGAGGUCAAGAGUCUGGACCCUGCCCAGAAGACCUUCUUGUAGCUCUGGAGAGCGUUCUUAUCCUCACCAAGGAGGUGAGCCAGAGGGUCCCUGUGCUCCAAGAACGCCCAGAGGUGUGGGGCACGCACCUGCUGGAGUGGCUUCGGUGGGAGUGGGCAGCGAGGGCCCACCAUGCAGUGACCCAGCUCCAGGCCUGGGGAGGUGGCCAUUCCAAGGCCUGCAGACUCCUGGACCAGUGCCUGAAGCUCAGGGAGGAGCCAGCAAGGGCCCCAGAACGGGACUCCGAACGGCCCCAGCUCCACUGUGAAGAGGGUGCCGCAGGGGGCGACGUGGGUCCUCCAGGUUCUGCCUCCAGGGCCCGCCCUGGGAGCUCAAUGGGAACCUGCAUUGCUGAGCCAGUGGUCACUGGGACGCCCACAGCCAACAUGGGCAUGCCUGCCUUCUUACCGCAGCAGGACGGCGCCCCCUGCCCAGCAGCCAGGCCGUGUGCUGAGCUGGACCAGCCGGCCCUUGAGGACGGCAGCAUGGACCCUGAGGACAGGAUCACCAAGAUCACGCAGGAGAUGACCACGGAGGUGUCCCUGAUGGCUCAGAGUCUGAGGAGGAGUGGGCGCGUCCUGACCAAGGAUCAGCUCAUUACCUCUGCUAAGAAAAUUGCAGCUUCUGGGCAAAACUUCACCCGACUUCUUCGCGUCAUUGCUGAGAACUGCAUGGAUCAGAGAUGCUCCCAGGAGCUCUGGUGUGCGUUGGAGCAGGUUCAAACCAUGAGCAGCCAGCUCCGCAUCAUCUCCAGCGUAAAGUCCUCCUUGGCAAGAAGCAGGUCCUCUGAAGAGAUGCUAGUUGACAACGCCCAGCGACUUCUCCAGGCCGUCUCCAAGACCAUGAGGGCUGCAGAAGCUGCGAGGCUCAGGGGACUUGAGGCCCUGUACCCUAAAGGACAUGGAUCUGGGGUGUGCAGGUCAGUUGAGAGGACGCCCUCCAGCAUGGCUCCUCGAUCUCCAACAAACCAGGGCCGGGAGUCAGCACAGCGGCGCCAGCCCCACCUGGAGGAGUCCAGGGCUGGAGACAACCCUACCUGCCAAGAGCUGGAGGAGCCGGAAGUUGCUGCCUUCUGCAUACAGUGGAGGAAGGAACUACUACGUCACAGACUCAAGAAACCUCAAACAGACUGUGACGAGCGGCCCACAAAAGCCAAGCUCUAA
This is a messenger RNA of Sciurus carolinensis (gray squirrel), 4356 nucleotides long. RefSeq lists its product as uncharacterized. The record is from RefSeq and is a predicted model, not a curated record. Gene Ontology annotation, molecular function: actin filament binding; beta-catenin binding. NCBI's taxonomy places the organism in Eukaryota, Metazoa, Chordata, Mammalia, Rodentia, Sciuridae. The transcript is spliced from 10 exons. Gene Ontology annotation, cellular component: adherens junction; catenin complex. The coding region runs from base 1 to 4356 and encodes 1451 amino acids. Gene Ontology annotation, biological process: cell-cell adhesion; cell migration.